Messenger RNA from Phaedon cochleariae (mustard beetle), 2533 nucleotides. The record is from the annotation of a GenBank genome assembly. Lineage: Eukaryota; Metazoa; Arthropoda; Insecta; Coleoptera; Chrysomelidae.
CGACGGGAACCACGUGAGUACCGCCAUAGCGCUAGUCGAGUGUGGCCGUGGCGAAAAUACCGCGUGAAAAUCAGCGCAAUUGGCCGUCGGCCGCGAAUUUCCUGGAAUCGGUACGAUGAGUACGUGUCCAGUCCAGCAGGAAUAGCUAGAGGUCCAGAGAUUGGACCUGCAGCUGCGCAACCCUACCUCGAGUCCAGAGACUCCUACGAUGCGUUAGACCAGGAACCCCGUUGCAAUGGUGACCUUGCCUAUAUGCCUAUUGUUUCUCAGUUGUGAGUGUGUGUUUUUGUGAAAUUUCGUGAGCAGUUUCUAGUGAGUCCUAGUUAUCGGCAUUCGCAAUGUAUUGGAGUAGCUGUGUUGGUCUACUUUCUUUUGCUUUUCUGCUUAUCGAAGUGCGAUGCCAGCGUUUUGGCGACAACACGCCCCCCUCCAUCUGGCUGGACUCGCGCAACUGGCAGCUGCGCGAGAACGAAACGGUGGGCAGCAGAGUGGCGCAGGCGCACGGCGACGAUCCCGACGGUGUGCCGCUCGUGUUUGGCCUCGAGCCAUACGAGUUCUACGGGGCGGGCGGCAGGGGCGGACGUCCGCCCCCGAGGCUGCCCUUUCGCAUCGACAACGAGACGGGGACGGUGUACCUCAACGAGUCGCUGCAAGGACGAGCCGGUCAGAACCUCCACUUCUGGGUAACGGUCUCGGAUGGUCAGCUGCCCGCCAAAACCGAGGUCAACGUCAACAUAAUCCCCUCUCGCUCGCGCUACAGCACCUCCGUAGCCAACCGACCCCCCAUCUUCCAGAACCCCUCCUUCCCGCGGCUGCCCCCCAUGCCCCAUCCCCAACCAGUCGCCUCCAUGAACCAAAACCCCUUGGUGAACUACCCCUCCUUGAACCAGCCGCCAUUGGUCAACUACCCCUCCUUCGUGCCCAAGCAGAGUUACAACGGGAACAGCUACGGUCAACAUCAGGGUCCAGCAGGUGGGAAGCCUGCUGUGAUGCCACAGCCUGUCAGGCCUGAAGCGCCAGGUACCAGAACCACAACCAUUCUGAAGCCUGUACCUGUGGAAACAAAACCUGCAGAUACCCCAUCUACGAAGGCUCCCACGACCUCCACUCACAAGCCGGUGGGGAUAGAACCUGAAGCCGUCGAUAAUGAUAUCGAAGAGAGGAAAAAAGUGCUGGAGUUGAAUAAGACAAUGAAGCCGCCUGAAGAGGUCGCUGCUACCGUUAUUCCGAUCGUGUCUAUCAUCGCGGUAUUUUUGACUAUUGGGAUUCUAGCUGUGAUAUUCCGGAAGAAAUUGCAUCUUGGGAAGCCUAAGGACACCAAGGAGGAUAUGAGGAAAGAUUCAUCUGGCAUGGUCAUUUCAGAUGCCACUGGUCUUGAUCUUAACGAAUGGAGGGGACCUAGAGCGUUCAGCAAUAGAUACGAACCAUGGCAAACAGACUACAAUCACACGCAGCUCGAGAAUCAGAUAUCAGCCCCCGUCAAAAACACGGACCGAUGGGAGUUUCCGAGACACCGGCUCAAAUUUUUCAAUAUUUUAGGAGAAGGAGCUUUCGGACAGGUCUGGAAAUGUGAAGCGUUGGACUUGGACGGAAAAGACACCGGAGUGACCGUAGUGGCAGUGAAAACCCUCAAAGAAAACGCUAACGAGAAAGAAAAAUCCGACCUCCUGACCGAGCUGCAAGUGAUGAAGAUGCUGGAGCCUCAUGCCAACGUCGUUAGACUGCUGGGCUGCUGCACGGAAAAGGAGCCCAUCUUCCUCGUCAUGGAGUACGUGUCAAUGGGCAAGCUGCAGAGCUACCUGCGCAGUUCGAGGGCAGAGAGGUACUACAACAACAUGCACGGGCAGAGCAGGUCACUGACGUCCAGAGAUCUGACGUCGUUCGUGUAUCAGGUAGCCAAAGGGAUGGAGUACCUUUACGAGAUCGGGAUAAUACAUCGUGAUCUGGCGGCCCGCAAUAUUCUCAUUACCGAGGAGCACACCUGCAAAGUAGCGGAUUUUGGCUUCGCCAGGGAUGUGAUAGCUUCGCAUGUGUACGAGAGGAAGAGUGAAGGGAGGUUACCUAUCAGGUGGAUGGCUCCUGAAUCACUCUAUGACAACAUCUUCACCGUGAAGUCUGACGUCUGGAGUUUCGGCGUUCUAAUAUGGGAAGUGGUGACCUUGGGAAGUACACCGUAUCCAGGAAUGUCGGCUGUGGAAGUUAUGAAGAAGGUUCGCGAUGGAUACCGAUUGGACAAACCCGAACACUGCCGAAGAGAACUCUACAAUAUAAUGUACUACUGCUGGGAUAAGGACCCCAAAGAAAGACCAUCGUUUUGCGAAUGCGUAGAACUUUUAGAAAAAUUGUUGCUGAGUGAAACUGACUACAUCGAACUGGAGAGGUUUCCCGAUCACUCCUACUAUAACAUGAUGGGAAUGAGCGGGGAAAAAUUAUGAUGAUUGAUUAUUGUGAAGUGUGAAAAGUGUAUAUAUUUUGUAUAGAAGACUGAUGUACGUACUUUGUAUUAUUAUAUAUGUUUUGUAUCGAACAGCGA